Amblyraja radiata (thorny skate) is the source of this 1268-nucleotide messenger RNA. RefSeq names its product histone H3.3A. The coding region runs from base 171 to 581 and encodes 136 amino acids. NCBI's taxonomy places the organism in Eukaryota, Metazoa, Chordata, Chondrichthyes, Rajiformes, Rajidae. Gene Ontology annotation, molecular function: structural constituent of chromatin; DNA binding; protein heterodimerization activity. Gene Ontology annotation, cellular component: nucleosome. The transcript is spliced from 4 exons. The record is from RefSeq and is a predicted model, not a curated record.
GUCAGCCAUUUUCUGUUGUUUCCCAGCGAAAGGCCAAUUUCUUCCCAUCAUCAUUAUUAUUAUUAUUAUUAUUUCUUCAAACCCUCCCCCCCCCUAAAGAGGCUCGGGUGGAGGUGAGACCCAGAGGCGGCUGCAAGACAAGCUUCUAGGAUCGAUCGCUCGGAAGGAGGAUGGCUCGUACCAAGCAGACUGCCCGCAAGUCCACCGGUGGGAAGGCUCCGAGGAAGCAGCUGGCGACGAAAGCCGCGCGGAAGAGUGCCCCGUCGACCGGCGGCGUGAAGAAGCCCCAUCGUUACCGCCCGGGAACAGUGGCUCUCCGAGAAAUCAGACGCUAUCAGAAGUCCACCGAGCUGCUGAUCCGCAAGCUGCCCUUCCAGCGCCUCGUUCGUGAAAUCGCUCAGGACUUCAAGACUGACCUGCGCUUUCAAAGUGCUGCCAUCGGGGCCUUGCAGGAAGCGAGUGAAGCCUAUUUGGUGGGACUGUUUGAAGACACCAACCUGUGUGCUAUUCAUGCCAAGCGCGUGACCAUCAUGCCAAAGGAUAUACAGCUUGCUCGUCGCAUCCGCGGGGAGCGCGCUUAAUCCUAUCGCCAUUGGGGGCGAGGGAGAGCAGGAGGGGAUGGGGGGGGGGAGGGGGAGGGAGUGAGCCAUUGAGGAGAGGAUCACCAAUUCAUCACAACUUUUAACUACACAUCUUAAAUUAAGCCUCCUGUCGGGCCGUAGCUGGCGGCUGCCUAUUUUGUUCAAUGGGGGAGGGAGGGUUGGUGGAAGGGGGUGGCUGGUGUGCAAGGCGAGAGUGUGGGGAUGAAGGGCUGUGGAGGAGGGGGUGAGGGAGACUGGGACGGGUGUGUGUGUGUGUCAGGGGUUCUAUGAUUGGAGAGGUUCGAAGGCGCUGGGGAGGCAGGUGCUGUAAUCUUCAUAAACAAGCGCUGGAUUUAAGCGUACAUGAUUAUUAUUUUUUUCCCCAGUGUGGCAAGAUGAAAUCAAAGUGGAUUUAUGAUUUUUUUUUUCUCUCUCGUUUCCAGCAGUGCAGCUUUGAAAAUACUUUAAAACAAUUUUUUGAAUAGCGCCAGCAUUUUUUUUUUUAUAUAUAGGACAAAUUUCUUAUCAGAUCUGAAAUAUAAAAUUUAAUAUUUUUCAUAAAGUAGAUCCCAUUGUUUGCUUUACUUUUUAUAAGAGAUGUUUUGGUGUGUUUAGUAACUGUUUAAAUAUUUGUAUGUACUGUUCUGUAUUCAGUAAGGUUUUCCUAUUAAAGUAUUUGAAACCGUG